Molecule: messenger RNA, 590 nt
Organism: Centropristis striata (black sea bass)
Lineage: Eukaryota; Metazoa; Chordata; Actinopteri; Perciformes; Serranidae
Gene: rpl27a
Product: ribosomal protein L27a
Exons: 5
Coding region: 75-521 (148 amino acids)
Biological process (GO): translation
Cellular component (GO): cytosolic large ribosomal subunit; ribosome
Molecular function (GO): structural constituent of ribosome
Source: RefSeq, a predicted model, not a curated record
UUUCCUCGGAGCCAAAAUCUCGCACAAAACCGCGUGAUCUCCAAAUCCCGUUCCUCUUUCGUCUCUCCUCCAAGAUGCCAACCAAGAAGACCAAGACCAGGAAGCUCCGAGGCCACGUCAGCCACGGCCACGGCCGCAUCGGUAAACACAGGAAGCAUCCUGGAGGUCGUGGUAAUGCUGGAGGAAUGCAUCACCACAGAAUCAACUUCGAUAAAUACCACCCGGGGUACUUUGGUAAGGUGGGUAUGAGACAUUACCACCUGAAGAGGAACACCACCCACUGCCCCACCAUCAACCUGGACAAGCUGUGGACGCUGGUGAGCGAACAGACCAGACAGAACUACAGCAAGAAGCCCGACGGCCCGGCGCCCAUCAUCGACGCCGUCCGCUCUGGCUACUACAAAGUUCUGGGAAAAGGCAAACUGCCGAAGCAGCCGGUGAUCGUGAAGGCCAAGUUCUUCAGCCGGAGAGCCGAGGAGAAGAUCAAGGCGGUGGGCGGAGCCUGUGUUCUCAUGGCUUAAUGUUCUGUGUUCUCAUGGCUUAAUGUUCCUCAGAGUUUUCUACACAAAUAAACUGUCAAUGGAACCGUC